Messenger RNA from Cetraspora pellucida, 1662 nucleotides. Lineage: Eukaryota; Fungi; Glomeromycota; Glomeromycetes; Diversisporales; Gigasporaceae. The record is from the annotation of a GenBank genome assembly.
AUGUCAGUGGGGUCGACCAUGCAAUCCUUGUCCUCACAAAAUCAACAACCAUCUAACACAAAUUCUAAAAAAGAUCCUAACGUCAAUGUUAAUAGCGAUUCAACGCUUGCAUCGACUCAAGCCAUUGAAAAUACUUUAUUUGGUGCUUUGAAGGAGUUGUUUUUUAAAAUAAGCUCUCAGAAAAAACGAACCGGUGUUUUAGCGCCAAAUAAUUUCAUCACAAAAUUAAAAAAAGAAAAUGAAUUUUUCCGGUCAACAAUGCACCAAGAUGCUCAUGAAUUCUUAAAUUACGUCUUAAACACUAUCGCUGAAAAUGUUAUGGAACAGCAGAAAAAACUUUCCGAACAAAUUUCUGAACGAGAACAGAUACUAUUCUGUAACAUUAACGAUAAAUCUAAAUUUACGACUAAUGGUGUACAUACACAUGGAAGUGAUGACGAUGAAAAUUCUUCUAAAAGUUCUGAAAUAAAUUCGGGUACAUCUCCAAAGACCACUUGGGUACAUCAACUUUUUGAAGGAACGUUAACCAAUGAAACUAAAUGUCUAACUUGUGAAACUGUCACUAGCCGAGACGAAUCCUUUCUUGAUCUAUCCAUUGAUAUCGAACAGAAUUCUUCUGUCACGUCAUGUUUACGACAAUUUUCUGCAUGUGAAAUGUUAUGUCAUAAAGACAAAUUUUUUUGCGAUGUUUGUUGCAGUUAUCAAGAAGCAGAAAAGAGAAUGAAAAUAAAAAAACUGCCUAAUGUAUUAGCACUUCACUUGAAACGUUUCAAAUUUCAGGAUAAAUUACAAAGAUAUAUUAAAUUAUCAUAUAGAGUAGUAUUUCCUUUUGAAUUACGAUUAUUUGAUACUUGUGAUGAUAUUGAAGAUCCGGACCGUCUUUAUGAACUAUACGCGAUUUGUGUGCAUAUUGGAAGUGGACCAUACCAUGGUCACUAUGUAGCAUUAGUGAAAAGUAUGGAGCAAUGGCUUUUAUUCGAUGAUGAAAACGUUGACCCUGUAGAUGAAGCUGAAAUCCAAAAAUAUUUUGGGGAUAGUCCAGGAACUGGGUCGGGUUACGUGCUUUUUUAUCAGGCUUGCGAUCUGGAUCAAAAUGUUAAUGGUUUAUCGAACUCUGUUUGGCCUAAUAACAAUGCUACUGGUUCAAGUGCUUCUUCAACGGAAUUGGAUAUACCUAUUGAGGCCAAUGAUUCGUUAGUUAAUGAUGUACCAACUACUGUAAAUGGCACAAUAGAUAAUAAUAAUACUUCUGUAACAAAUAAUGAUGAACCACGGCGGCAUCCAAUAAGAGAACCUUCAUUUUCCGAUCGAUUGCAAUUGUGGAAAAAUACCACAGAUAAACGCAAAUCCCACGCUGAUCAAGAUAGUAAUAAUUCAAAGGGCAAUGAAGAUGGUUCCAAUCAUUCACAUGAAAAAUCACAUUCAGGUGAAAAACCGGAAAAAACGGCAUUAUUUUGGCGUAAAGAUAAGAAAGACGAUAAAGAUGAUAAAAAAUCUACCUCUUUAGGAGUGACGGUCGAAGAAAGCGGUAAAGAACAUAAUGCUGCAAUCAAGAAAGAUAAAAAAGCCGAAAAAGAAGAAAGGAAACGUGAGAAAAAACUUAAAGACAAAAAACUAGAUAAAUUACCACCAUCACCGAAUGGAAUACAAGCUAGUAUGUGA